AUGACAUUCGCCUCUAAAAACAUCGCCGACGACAGCAGAUGGAAGAGCGAGCAGCCAAAAUGUGGAAAAACCUCGAGAACGUCGCCAAUGAUCUCGUCGCUGCCGACACCGAGGGAAAGGAAGAAGGAGAAAAAACUAUUACAAAGGCAUCGUCUGUCAGAAGACGCAACUAGUGCAAUCAUAAUGGGACGGCGGGUAUCACAACGAAGGUCGCUUGACAAGGCACUACUGCGGACAAUUCUCAAUGCA
Messenger RNA from Gryllus bimaculatus (two-spotted cricket), 249 nucleotides. NCBI's taxonomy places the organism in Eukaryota, Metazoa, Arthropoda, Insecta, Orthoptera, Gryllidae. The record is from the annotation of a GenBank genome assembly.